Messenger RNA from Enterobius vermicularis (human pinworm), 507 nucleotides. Lineage: Eukaryota; Metazoa; Nematoda; Chromadorea; Rhabditida; Oxyuridae. The record is from the annotation of a GenBank genome assembly.
AUGCCAGUAAAACUUGUCCACUGUUUCUCCUUUGUUUGCCAACUUGCCGAUCUUCGUCGUCGUCUUCUGCGCCUUAGAGAAGAAAUUACUGUGUACAAUGAAAACAGAAACUACUUAAUAAAGGAAGAUGAGAUCUCUGUCGACGACGAAGAAAGACGUUUAGAGGAUUAUGAGAGACGUUUAGCGUCUGCAGGUUCAUAUGAGGACCAAAGUCAGUACGAUAUCGAUGCUGCCGCAGAGGUUCUGGCAGCAGUUUAUCCUGAUCGUGACCCUAGAGCGGUCAUGAAAAAGAAAGGACUUCUCUUUCAUGAUUCUGAUAGUAGUGAAAGUAGUAGCAACGAAUGUAAUAAUGAUCUCAGUGAAGAACCUGAGGGAGAUGGCACGUCGGAGGAUACCUCUGGUUCGGCUCAUGAAGGUCGAGAAGCUGCGCAAAUGCAGUAUGAGCAACGUCGCUCUCGUUGGAGGCGCGUCUUGCGCACAGCAUUGCCGCUGCAGGUAGGACGUUGA